UCUAAACUAGCAAUCCAGUAACUGUACUAUUAUACAUUCAUAUAUCUCCAAGGGGAAUAGUACUGGUUUCUUCAUCCCUGCAAAACGACAGCGCGCAACUGAGGUGCUGCGAGGUGCAUCCCCUCUGGAGGAACAUUUGAAUCUUCUUUUAAAAAAUCUUUUUGUCUUCAAGUUUCUACAACUCUUUUCAAGAUAUCGUCAGGUUUUCAUGUUUCAAGGCACCACUUUUGGCAGAGAGCAUGAUUGACAUUUUAUUACUGGUUUUGUGUGGAAUGUCAGGCAGCGCGCUGGCAAAAGAAUCAACUGGUAAAUACAACACGCCGCUGCUUGAUGUGAAAGUGAGUCAGCUUGUCUUGGAGGCCAACCAGACUCUUCAUCUUAAGUGCAGGGGCAAAGGUGCACUGCUCUGGGUUCCCCCGUUCGAUGUGACGAGCCACAACCAGAGCUUGCACGUGGAGCAUUCGAGGUGCAGGAGACUGCACUGCAGCACGCUCACCCUGAGUCCGGCUCUGCCUCGGCACACAGGCUCCUACCACUGUGCCUAUCACCACCGGCAGAACCGACACUCCGCCGUCUAUGUCUACAUCACAGAUAGCCAGCGUCCAUUUGUGAAGGACCAGCCUGAGGUGCCGGAGCUGGUCUAUCUGAUGGAGGGCAAGCCACUCGUCUUUCCUUGCAGAGUGACCUCACCUGAUGUCUCCGUCUCGCUAGUCAAGUUUCAGGUCCCUCCCCAAACAUUAAACCCAGACCAAAAGGACAUUAUUUGGAACAGCAAGGAGGGCUUUACACUUCGGAGUCCCUCCAUUAUGCACACUGGGCUGUUCUACUGUGAAACCACAGUCAACGGAAUGAAACACAAACAGCACUUCUAUGUCUUUAGACCAGUGUUUGAGAUAUCCGAUGUGUAUCUGAAUAGCACUGGACCAGUGCUAACACUGAUGGGAGAUCGGCUGGUUCUGAACUGCACCGCCACUGGUCCUCCCAACUCCAGGGUCAACAUAAGAUGGAGUUAUCCUGGCGAGGGUCUUCGUAAAGUUAGAGCAAAGAGUAGCAUAGAACGCAAGCGAACACACGUGGUCUUUCACAGCAUUCUGACCGUCUCGGAACUCCGCAAGUAUGACCGGGGAGUUUACGUUUGCCACGUGAGAAACGAACGAUCACACCGCACUGCUAACACCACUGUCACAGUAUACGACCAGCCCUUCAUCAGACUGAAGCACAGAAACGGCUCGCAGGUGGAAGCAUUUGCAGGGCAGAAGUCCUUCCGCUUGGUCCCCAAAAUCCGGGCCUUCCCAACCCCAGAAAUCAUCUGGAUGAAGGAUGGGGUAGCAGCAGCGGAGAAGUGCUCUCGGUACCACAGGGACGGGAGCUCACUAGUUAUUCGGGAUGUGACAGAGGACGACGCCGGACAGUAUACGGUUCUGGCCGGGAUUCAGAAGUUUGGGCUUUACCAGAACCUCACAAUUUCACUGGUGGUGAAUGCGAAGCCUCAAAUUGGGGAGAAGGCUGUGUCAGUGCGCGACCCAGGGACCGUCCAGCGGGGCACUAGACACGCACUCCGCUGUACCUCACACGGACUACCUCCCCCCCAAAUCCAAUGGCUCUGGCACCCCUGUUCUCCGAAAGGCCGGUGCGUCCCACCGCUUUCUCAGCCCCGCCAUCAUCGCGCCCUGUCAUGGCCGCCAGCGUGGGAGUGGAGGCCCGUGACGGAACUAACGGCAGGAACUACCACAGACAACCGCCUCCUCACCGUCACUCAGAGGCAGGAGACCGUGCAGGGCAGGAACAGGACCGUGGGAAUCCUGACUGUCUCAGAGGCGUCCGUGUCUGGUGUGUAUCGCUGCGUGGCGUCCAACGUGGUGGGGGAAGAUGAGAUGGACAUCCUCUUCUAUGUCACAGAUGUCCCUGAGGGCUUUGCGGUGCGAGUGGGGGAGAAGCCGACAGAGGGCGGGGACCUCGACCUGUCCUGCUCCGUCAGCAGGCACCUGUACUUGGAGUUGUCAUGGCACCGUGUGAUGGACAGGUCCCAGGCCACGCCCCAAGUCAUUGGCCCCGCCCUGGGGGGUGAGGAGACGCAGGACGACUUCUCCCAAAUGCUACUGCUGUUGCUAAGCAACCUGACGAUGGCGCACUCAGGCUUGUACCGAUGCUCGGCACGACACCUGCUGACGGGAGAGCGCGUGCAUCAGGAUGCACAAGUGGAGGUCACCGCCCUGGCGGCUCCGUUGCUGCUGCAGAACCUGAGCGACUGCAGAGUGAACGUCAGCACCUCAGUGACCCUGCAGUGCCCCGUCACAGGGGUCCCGCCGCCCCGCGUCGCAUGGUACAAGGACCACAGGAGGCUCCACCAGGUGUCCGGCAUCAUGAUGGCACCAGAGGGCGGGGCUCUCCACAUUGAGCGAAUCACAGUCGAGGAUGAGGGCUUGUACACCUGCCAAGCCACCAAUGAGAGGGGAUCUGUGGAAAGCUCCGCCUACGUUUGGGUUGAAGGUUCAGCUGAGGAGGUGUCUCUGGAGGUUCUCACGCUGGUGUGUGCAUGCAUGGUGGCCACCAUCUUCUGGCUUCUGCUCACGCUCCUCAUUCGCAAACUCAAACAGCCGCGUCACUCAGCCACUAAACCCGAGUACCUGUCUAUCAUCCUGGACCCAGGGGAGGGACCUCUGGCCGAGCAAUGUGAUAGGCUGCAAUUUGACCCUGCCCAGUGGGAGUUUCCUCGGGACCACCUCAAACUCGAGAGGCCUCUGGGACAGGGAGCGUUUGGGAAGGUGGUGCAGGCAUCCGCGUUUGGCAUCGGGAGUUCUUAUGGCUGCAGCACAGUGGCCGUCAAGAUGCUGAAAGAGGGAGCCACACCCAGUGAGCACAAGGCUCUGAUGACUGAGUUGAAGAUUCUCAACCAUAUUGGACAUCACCUAAAUGUGGUCAAUUUACUGGGAGCCUGUACCAAACCUGGAGGGCCCCUGAUGGUCAUUGUGGAGUACUGCAGACAUGGAAACCUGUCUGCAUACCUGAAGAGCAAGCGUCAGGUGUUCCUAAUGAACAGGGUGAGAGGAGAGGGGGAUUGCGGGGACAGGCGUCUGCUGAGCGUGGCCAGUAGCCAAAGCAGUGUCAGUUCAGGGUUUGGCGAAGAGAGAGAGGAAGAGGAAGAGAGCCAAGUUUGGACUUUGGAGUCUCCUCUCCUCUUUGAGGACUUAAUUUCAUACAGUUUCCAGGUGGCCAGAGGCAUGGAGUUUCUGUCCUCUCGAAAGUGUAUCCACCGUGAUCUGGCUGCCAGGAACAUCUUGCUUUCCGAUAACAACAUUGUGAAGAUUUGUGACUUCGGUCUGGCGCGAGACAUCUACAAGAACCCUGACUAUGUACGCAAGGGAGAUGCCAGGUUGCCUCUGAAGUGGAUGGCCCCAGAGUCCAUCUUUGACAAGGUGUUCACCACCCAGAGCGACGUGUGGUCCUUUGGCAUCCUGCUGUGGGAGAUCUUCUCUCUGGGUGCCUCUCCAUACCCGGGACUGAGCAUGAACGAGGAGUUCUGCCACCGUCUGAAACACGGCAGACGCAUGCGUGCCCCAGAAUACUGCACCCCAGAGAUCUACAACACCAUGCUAGCCUGCUGGGAGAAGAAUCCAAGUGAGAGGCCCACCUUCUCUGUUCUGGUGAACACACUCGGGAACCUGUUACAGGCACGUGUCAAGCAGGAUGGGAAGGAUUAUAUUCCCCUGGACACGUUCCUGAGUGAGGAAAGCAAUGUGGUUAUUCAGCAGGAUUACAGAGACACCAGCCAAAGGACUGCAAAUCAUGGAUAUAUCAACACUAGAGUGACAGAUGGCAUCAGUACCUUUGAAGAAAAUCCCCAGGAUAAAAGCUCAGAGGACAACCAGACAGACAGUGGUAUGGUUCUACCUUCAGAGGAGCUGAAGAACCUCAAAUGGAGUGAAAAACUCCAAACUGGCAACCUGAGCAAGCUCCUCUCCCUCAUCAGGUGCCGAGGCAUCAUGGGAGAGGCCCAGGCCCUGCCCCGUAGGAGCAGCUCCUCUGGUGUGAAGAGGAAGACGGAUCGUCACAUCAUCCCCUGUGAUACUGAGUGAGGGGCCAGGUGUCUUACGCACUGCCCGAUGGCAAAUCAAUUCUCAUUCAUCCAUCACAACAUGCCCCUUCCAUCUCAAACAUGAGUAUUACUUCUAAUGUCCAUUCCCUUCUUUUGUUCCUUGGACAGCACUCCAGUUGUUUUCGCCAUGUUUAUUUGUGCAGACUAUCUUGAGCACAAAGCCUUUUGAAAAUCUUUCUAGAGUGCUGCCCAGAUUUUCCUUUCAUUAGAUGAGAUUAGAUUCAUCGAGGGGAUUAGAUUCAUAGAAAAAUAUUCAGGACCCACAAAUAGGAAUCGGUGAUGAGUGUACAGUUGUUUUCUGCCUUAUACAAUGGGAACCAUUAUUUGAAUCACCUGAAAUAGGUGAAAAUUGUUUUUAGCGAGACCACCACAUUAAACCACCCACCCACACUAAACUCUAACUCUAGCACAUCAUCCUAUCUAUAACUCUAUCCUACUCCUGCUGAUAUCACCCAACUGUAUCUCUGAUCUCACCUGACCCUUUUCCAUACCACUUAAUUCUGACGUGCCUGCAUCAACAGUUUCUGCUCUUCCAUUAAUACAACCUCAUCUAACUCACUCUUUUUGGCCUCACUUUAUAUGAAGUGUUCAUAUGUACUGUAGUGUCCAUCCUUAGUAUGUAAUAGACUAUUAGGGCACUCAGAGAGUGCAGGACUCCACCAAGGCCAAUAUGGCCUGUCGCAAUGUGAAAGAAAGUGAACAAAAGUGGAUCUGCCCCCUCGAUGUGGAUCUGCUCUAAGAUAGUAAGGAGUUCUUGUCUCAUACUGUACCCCUUCUCCAAGUACUGAUCAUCAAAAUCAGCCUGUUUGUCUGUCUACAUAAUCCUGCUGACAAACCAACAGACUAACAAAUCAAAACGAAAAACAUAACCUCCAAUUAGGUCUAAAGUCUACAUCCUACUCUAGUAUAUGUUAUGCAAUAUUUGUCCUUUCUUGAGCUGUGCAAUGUUUUCUUCAUUUAUUCCACAAGGACACUGUAUUAAGGACACUUAAUAUAAAGUAGGACACUAAACCAUCUAAACUCUGUGCUUUUUAAAUGAGAAGAGGCAGCUUUCCAUACCACACCUCUUAGCCCUUACUAAGCUAAAUAAGUGAACUUAUCUCUCAACUAGUGCUUUAGCUAUAACCGGUACCAAGUACUUCACUAGAGCACAAUACAAUGUACCACCCAAUUACUAUUGCUGUAAACACUAAUAUGCUGGACGUUAUUAUUUGAUUUUAUAUAGAGCUGCUUGAGUAUUGGGGUGAUGCAUCAAGUCCAGGGUAACAGAUAGCGGACUCUAGGUCCAGCCCUGGGCGGUAUUCGCAGGACAUGUUGUAGAAUGAAGCCACUGGCCUCUUAUAUUAGGAGGUUUACCACUUACUCCAAGUUAACACCCUAGUUUGUCACCAGGCCAUGUUCGUAAAAUACCCCCCAGGGUCUGGUCUCAGAAUCAGCUAUUGUAUUGUACAAUGACAGAAACAUGCAUGGCUAAAUAGAUACUACUGAAUAUCACCUAUUACCUUUAAUAUACGCCCACAUAAGAUGAAGUUUAUGCUACAAGACUUCAUUAUGGGGGCCAUUACUUUGUUACUGUGACUCAGUGUGGGAUAUUAUGGGAUAUUAUUCUACUAUUACUCUGCUGUAUUCACGUUCACAUAAAGCUCAACAGUUGCAGUUUCGGAUCACUUCAGUGCCAUCAUGUUUUUGGGAUUUAAGUUGCCCUCCUUUAAAACUGUGCCCUGGCAUCGGCACCCAUAGCACUUUUUGUAACCAAAAUGAAGAACCACCACUGCCAAGCUUUUGUGCUUACCACUGAGGAAUAUACUACCAAACCACAUAUAAGCUAUAAGUUCACUUUUAUGUUUAAAUUGGAGUAUUAUUUCAAUGUUAUGAAACCAAAAAAUUGUUUAUGUUUGUUAUAUUCUCUUUAUUGCUGUUAUUCUCAAUAUUGCAAUGCUGACAAGCAAGUGGUUGUAGUUGCAAGUGAUUGCCACUUAAUUUUGUUGGGAUGAGUAAUUGAUGUUAGCCAAUUUUGAUGUUCAGGAAGUGUUUUAGAAAUUAUCUGUACUGGCUUGGCAAUGUAAUGUCACACAUCUGUUAUGAAGUUGCAUAUCACAACACAGUAUAAUAGACAGCCUUUGUACAAAAGACAAAAAGACCAAGGACGUAUGUUUUGGUAUUCUUUAUUAAAAUACUGCUGUACACACAAAUAUUGCAAAAUGUGAGACGAUGAACACAAGAGGGGCCAAAAUGAUACUGGGGAGGUGGGAGAGAGCCAGU
This is a messenger RNA of Alosa alosa (allis shad), 6358 nucleotides long. It is a transcript of the gene flt1, whose product is annotated as fms related receptor tyrosine kinase 1. Gene Ontology annotation, molecular function: vascular endothelial growth factor receptor activity; ATP binding. The transcript is spliced from 30 exons. Bases 240 to 4076 code for a protein of 1278 amino acids. The record is from RefSeq and is a predicted model, not a curated record. Gene Ontology annotation, biological process: vascular endothelial growth factor receptor signaling pathway; protein phosphorylation; multicellular organism development. Gene Ontology annotation, cellular component: plasma membrane; signaling receptor complex. NCBI's taxonomy places the organism in Eukaryota, Metazoa, Chordata, Actinopteri, Clupeiformes, Clupeidae.